Molecule: messenger RNA, 1616 nt
Organism: Hermetia illucens (black soldier fly)
Lineage: Eukaryota; Metazoa; Arthropoda; Insecta; Diptera; Stratiomyidae
Gene: Hsdl2
Product: hydroxysteroid dehydrogenase-like protein 2
Exons: 6
Coding region: 194-1432 (412 amino acids)
Cellular component (GO): mitochondrion
Source: RefSeq, a predicted model, not a curated record
UUGUCCUAAACUUUCCAAUUCUGACACAUUUACAUCUUUAAAUAAUCGCACUGCCCGCGAUAGUUCAAAGUCCAAAGAUUUGCAAAAAUAAGCGCGAGUUUACUGUUCGUCGUGUUUAAAGUCCGACAGAACCAGUUCAACCGCGUAUCCCUUCGAGUCAACUUAGUACGGAAUAAUUCAAAUUUCCCCAACAAUGAUCAACACCGGGAAAUUAGCUGGACGGACAGUCUUCAUUACCGGCGCUUCUCGGGGCAUUGGCAAGGCAAUUGCCCUGAAAGCUGCCCAAGAUGGAGCCAAUAUUGUCAUCGCGGCCAAAACGGCUGAGCCGCACCCCAAACUGCCUGGGACUAUCUACACCGCGGCCGAAGAGAUUGAAAAAGCCGGCGGGAAAGCACUGCCCUGCGUUGUUGAUGUUCGUGAUGAAGGUCAGGUCCGGAAUGCCGUGAAGAAUGCAGUUGAUAAGUUUGGAGGAAUCGAUAUUCUUAUCAACAAUGCGAGUGCAAUCUCCACAACCGGAACUUUGAACACCGAAAUGAAGCGAUACGAUCUGAUGCAUAAUAUCAACACACGAGGAACCUUUUUGGUAUCAAAAGAAUGCAUCCCUUACUUGCAGAAAAGCAACCACGCUCAUAUCAUGAACAUUUCGCCACCCCUCAACCUAAAUCCUCGCUGGUUUAAAGAUCACGUUGCCUACACAAUGGCUAAAUAUGGCAUGUCGAUGUGUGUCUUAGGAAUGGCCGCUGAAUUUAAAGACGACAAUAUUGCCGUGAAUGCACUAUGGCCUAGGACCGCCAUUCAGACAGCCGCUAUUGAAAUGCUCGUAGGCGGCGACAGUUCGAAAUAUUCACGAAAACCAGAAAUUAUGGCCGAUGCCGCCUAUGCAAUACUUUGUCGGGAACCCAGAAAUUGCACUGGUAAUUUCUUCGUCGAUGAAGAUGUUUUGGUCGAAGCUGGGGUAACAGAUCUCAAGCAGUAUGCGUGCGACCCAACUCAAGAGUCGUUAAUGGAUGAUUUCUUUUUGGACGAGCGGCCUGGAAAGAAAUUGGUUGGGCGAGAGGACGGUAGUCUAGGUGGCAGUGAGCCGAGUGGAUCCACUGGCAAAAUUCAAGGAUUAUUUACGAAAAUAGAAGGACUGCUCAGUGAAGAAUUAGUAAAUAAAACGAAAUCAAUAUAUCAAUUCAAUGUUUCGGGCGAAGAAACGGGCACCUGGUACUUGGAUUUGAAGAAUGGCACUGGAAAGUGUGGUCAAGGCAAACCAGCAUCAACCCCCGAUGCAACAUUAGCUAUGGAUUCAAAGAACUUCUAUAAUAUGUUCACAGGUAAAUUGAAGCCCGCAGCUGCCUUUAUGUCUGGAAAAUUGAAAAUCAAGGGGGAUCUUCAGAAGGCCAUGAAGCUUGAAAAGCUUAUGGGUGGUCUUAAAUCAAAAUUGUAAAACAAUUCUAGAUAAGCCGAAAGCAAUUGCUAAAACUCCACUUUUUAUUGCAAAGCAAUGUUUUGAAGGAUUUUCGGACUCAGUGCAUUAUUGUUAGGGAAAAAAUCAUAAUCACAAUUGAUAUAUUCUGUUUUCAAGAUUGCGGAAAUUUUUUUAUAAUAAAUGUAAGAAGAUAUUUGGAAAA